UUAAGAUAAAAAUAAGUUCAACAAAACUGUCCGCGCGUAUAUAUUCAGUGUUUUGUUAAACUUGUUAAGAUUGUUAGACCGUAAGUUGAAGAUGCAGCGAAUGGAGUAGUAGGACUAUUUCUUAGACAAAAAGGAUUCUGGAAAAAUGAUACGUUUUUAAUGGCGAAUACAGAAAAGAGAUAUUUUUUCCGCAGCGUGGCUCAUUUUAUUACAGCCAGGCACUCACACUCGACUUAUAGAGUUUUCAAAUGUAAUGCUAAUAGAUUCCUAAGAGCUUCUUUUAUAAUUUUAUGCAUUUUGAGAUCAAGUGCGGCUUACAUCUCAAAUAGGAAUGCUUGUGAUAUUAAUGAUGCCUUAUUAAAAUUUGGAAUUAUUCCAGAUUUACUGAGAGUACCUCCUCUGCACGCAAUCAAGGUGACUUACUCAUAUGGAUGUUCGCCUAAUUUGGGGAAUAAGAUAAAAGCACAGUAUCUAAAAAACAACCCUUAUAUCAUCCUAUGGCCUUUUGAAGGGAGGAAAUUUUACACUCUGCUGUUAGUAGACCUAGAUGCACCAUCUCCAAGGUCUCCAACAAAAAGAGAAUGGUUGCACUACUUAUUGGGAAAUAUCCCAGGGCCAGCUGUCGGUCAAGGCGAAAUCUUAGCCCCGUACGUUCAUCCACACCCCCAAGAAGGAACACAUCGAUUGGUGUAUUUAGUCUACAGGCAUCCUUUACGCAGAAUCAAUUUCAGCGAGAAGAAAUUAGAAAAUAAAACUGACCCUGCAAGAGCUUACUUCUAAUCUGCAAAUUUUGCGAUGAGGUACAAUCUAGGAGAUCCGAUUGCCUGCAACUUCUUUUUAGUGGAUGCACCUGAGCCAACGUCGACUUUUUCACCAUCUAGAAACAGCACUGAUUUCAAUGCACACUUUGAAGGAAGGAGUGUUAAGCCAUCCCCUCCUUUGACCGAGCGAAACGGUGAAACAACUACGACUGGCGUGUUAUGGUAGCAUUUAAACGUAUCUUCCGAAAACUUGCCGUCCUGUUCAAUAUAGCAUAAAAAGCAACUUAAAGCAUAAUAAAGCAGGCUAGUGUGAUUUGAGGAAGAGAGUGGCCCAUUAUCGGCAUUGAAGCUUUUUAAAAUUUAUUUUCUAUUCGUCAAAACUUUUAAAUCAGCAACAAAUGGAUCAGUUGCGCUGGUCACAAAAUUGUGAUUUGAUGCUCGAUUCUUGUAGAUUAGCUAAAAAUAAUAGGAUUCGUCCAAACAGCAACUUUCUAAUUUCAAUAUUAACCGAGAUAUCGCACUUUGGACAAUCCGAUUUACGACUUCAUUCACCGCGGUUAUGCAUACCAUGAUCUCUUCUACCAUGGAUUCAUCAGUCGGCGAUACACAUUUGCACUGGUUACUCAAUGUGAAACUCAAAUGAAAGAAAUGUGGAAGAAACUAAGGGUGUCACUACUGUGGUAGAUGACGUUACAAACCUUUUUCAAAGCACGAUAUCUAUAUCGAACGUAAUAUGGUAUUAAUAUUGAACGUAGAGAGUUGCUGUUUGGACGGAUCUUAUUAUUUUUAUCUAAUCUGCAAGUAUACAAGCAUCAAGACACGAUUUUGUGACCAGCGCGACUGACCCAUUGUCUUAUUCACUAACGAGACCAAAAGAUUUUAGGUUUAAAAACAAUAAUUUUAGUUUUUCCCGCUAAGUUGUAGCUCGAGGUUCUAUAAAAUAAACUCAAAUUAUCAUAAA
Messenger RNA from Bemisia tabaci, 1722 nucleotides. NCBI's taxonomy places the organism in Eukaryota, Metazoa, Arthropoda, Insecta, Hemiptera, Aleyrodidae. The record is from RefSeq and is a predicted model, not a curated record.